This is a messenger RNA of Synchiropus splendidus (mandarinfish), 4771 nucleotides long. RefSeq names its product ADAM metallopeptidase with thrombospondin type 1 motif, 18 (gene adamts18). The coding region runs from base 265 to 3912 and encodes 1215 amino acids. Gene Ontology annotation, molecular function: metalloendopeptidase activity. Gene Ontology annotation, cellular component: extracellular matrix. The transcript has 24 exons. The record is from RefSeq and is a predicted model, not a curated record. Gene Ontology annotation, biological process: proteolysis; extracellular matrix organization. Lineage: Eukaryota; Metazoa; Chordata; Actinopteri; Syngnathiformes; Callionymidae.
GAGGCACAGCUGGUGAGAAGUUUACGCGAUGCGCCUGAACGCGUCUUCAUAAGUGAGGCUGCGCGCUGAUUGGCUGCCGCCCCUCUCCCCCCUCCUCACUCUCGCUCUCUCGCUCUCUCUCACUCCGAGGGCUCAGUCGGCAGCGACGCUCUCCGCGGCUCCUCACACACUGGCGAGCGCGUGUGUCUGCGUGCGGCGGGAGGAUGCGCCCGCGGAAGCUGCCGUCCCUCUCGGAGACUGACUCCCGGCGAUAGCGGCCUGGCCAUGGACGCGCUCGCGCUGCUGCGCUGCUCCACCUCCGCCACGCUUGUGUCCACCUUCGUGUCGUGGAGCAUCAUCAAGACGCUGUAUAUCUGCUGCUUGCAGACGUCCAACUCUGCGUGGGCCGACUCUCCUGACUGGUUCCAUCAUGACUACGUGUUUGUAAGUCCGGCAGAGGUCGACUCUGAAGGUCGCUUCCUGACGCAUGACGUGACUCGACGUCGCAGCAGACGCGCCGCCUUGGCCUCGCGACAUUACCUGGUGUCUGCCUUCGGUCAGGACCUGCUGCUGGACCUGCGACCGUCCCCGGUGGUGGGUCCAGGCUUCACGGUGCAGGAGCUGCGUGGCGGCGGGAUCCGAACCGUGGCGGGAAGCGGCGCAUUCGACGACUGCCUAUAUCAGGGAUUUAUCCGGAACAUGUCGACCUCCUCUGCCGCCAUCUCCACCUGCUCCGGACUGUCCGGUUUGAUCCGUGUGUCGGAGGAGGAGUAUCUCAUCGCCCCGCUACCUCAUCAUCUGGCCCGACGACACAACUACACCGCGCCCGAGGGUCGCCGCCCCCACGUGGUCUACAGGCGCUCGGCGGAACCCGCCAUCCACGACCCACCGGCCCGCUCCACCGGUCACAACCCUUCAUCGUACAACGGCCAUGGUCACCAUGAGUCCCAGCACGGGAAGCUGCAGAGGCAACACUUCUGCGGACGCCGCAAGCAAAACGCGCCGCAGCCCCCCGAUGACGACCGCUUCUCCCUCCCAGACGAGUUUGAUGCCCUCGAGGCCGGUGAGGCGGGCCGUGCCCGGAGGUCGCCCGUCACUUCCAACAGGGUCGGGGGCCUGAACGUGGAGACCCUGGUGGUGGCCGACAGGAAGAUGUUGGAGAAGCACGGCCGCGAGAACGUCACCACCUACGUGUUGACCGUCAUGAACAUGGUGUCGAGCCUGUUCAAGGACGGAACCAUCGGCACCGACAUCAACAUCGUGGUGGUCAGUCUGCUGCUGCUGGACCAGGACCCUAUGGGUCUGACCAUCAACCACCACGCGGACCAGUCCCUCAACAGCUUCUGCCAGUGGCAGUCCGGUCUGAUGGGGAAAGGCGGCAAACGCCACGACCACGCCGUCCUGCUGACGGGCCUGGACAUCUGCUCCUGGAAGAACGAGCCCUGCGACACGCUGGGCUUCGCUCCCAUUAGCGGCAUGUGCAGUAAAUACCGGAGUUGCACCAUCAACGAGGACACGGGACUGGGGCUGGCCUUCACCAUCGCCCACGAGUCCGGACACAAUUUUGGGAUGAUCCACGACGGAGAGGGGAACCCUUGUCGUAAAACCGAGGGCAACAUCAUGUCGCCCACUCUGGCGGGGAACAACGGCGUCUUCUCCUGGUCCACCUGCAGCCGGCAGUACCUCAGCCGCUUCCUCGGAACGGCGCAGGCGUCGUGUUUGGUGGACGAGCCGAAGCAGAUCGGACAGUACAAGUAUCCGGAGAAGCUUCCAGGGCAGCUGUACGACGCCGACACGCAGUGCAAGUGGCAGUUCGGGUCCAAGGCCAAAUUGUGUGGCCUGGACUUCGUGAAGGACAUCUGCAAGUCUCUCUGGUGUCACCGCACCGGUCACCGCUGUGAGACCAAGUUCAUGCCGGCGGCGGAAGGAACCACCUGCGGUCCAGACAUGUGGUGCUGGCGGGGUCAGUGCGUCAAGUUCGGGGACCACGGUCCGAGGCCGGUCCACGGCCAGUGGUCUUCCUGGUCGCAGUGGUCGGACUGCUCCAGGACCUGUGGGGGCGGGGUCAUGCACAGGGAGCGCACCUGCACCAGCCCCAGGCCACAGAACAACGGGAAGUUCUGCUCCGGCUCGUCUCGUCUCAACCAGCUGUGCAACACUCGACCGUGUCCCGUCGACUCGCUGGACUUCAGGGCCCAGCAGUGCGCCGAGUACAACAGCAAGGCCUUCAGAGGCUGGUUCUACAAGUGGAAGCCCUACACCAAAGUGGACGCGGAAGAUGUGUGCAAGCUCUACUGCAUCGCCGAGGACUUCGACUUCUUCUUCGCCAUGUCCAGUAAAGUCCGGGACGGAACGUCCUGCUCCGAGAGCCGAGCAGACGUCUGCAUCGAUGGAGUGUGUGAGUCGGUGGGCUGUGACCAGGUCCUGGGCUCCAGAGCCGCUCCGGACGCCUGCGGAGUCUGUGAGGGAGGAAACUCCACUUGCAAGUUCUUCAAGGGCCAGUACACGCUCCAGCACCGAGCUAACGAGUACUACUCCAUGGUGACCAUCCCGCCUGGCGCUCGCAGCAUCCUGCUCCAGGAAAUGGAGGUGUCCACCAGCUACCUGGCGGUGCGAUCUCUGAAGAGGAAGUACUACCUGACUGGAGACUGGACCGUGGACUGGCCUGGCAGGUUCCACUUCGCCGGGACGGCGUUCGACUACCAGCGCUCCUUCAACAAGCCGGAGAGCCUGUACGCCGCCGGACCCACCAACGAGACGCUGGUGUUCGAGAUCCUGCUGCAGGGGAAGAACCCGGGCGUGAGGUGGGAGUACACGCUGCCGCGCACCGAGAGGAAGCCGGACUUCAGCUGGGGGGUGGUGCGCUCCGACUGCUCCGCUGCCUGCGCCGGAGGUCGCAUCUCCACCAAGGCCAUCUGCCUGCAGGACCACAAGCUGCAGGUCAACUCCAGCAUGUGUCUCCCUCAGACCCGGCCCACGCUGGGCUCACAGCUCUGCAACACCCAGCCCUGCGCCGCCCAGUGGCUGACGGGCGAGUGGAGCGCGUGCAGCCGCUCCUGCGGAGGCGGUCAGCAGACGCGGGCGCUGCGCUGCGUGAGGAAGGUGACGUACCAGAGGGAGGAGGUGGUGGCGCACUCGCUCUGCCCCGUGGUCACGCCGGCGCACGUGCAGCCCUGCGGCACACACGCCUGCCCGCCCGAGUGGAGCGCCGGCGCCUGGACGCAGUGCUCCAAGACGUGCGGCCGCGGCCUGAGGAAGAGGACGGUGUUCUGCGGGGUCCGGGAGGCGGUGGUCCCCGACAGCAUGUGCCGGCAGCACCACAGACCCCGGGCCCAGGAGACCUGCGUGCUGCGGCGCUGCCCCAAGAACGAGCGGCUGCAGUGGCUCCCCGCGCCCUGGAGCCCGUGCUCCAGGAGCUGUGGCUCGGGCGUCCAGACCAGGGAGCUGCUCUGUGGAGAGAAGGACCAGCGAGGCGGGUUCCAGCAGUUCCCGACCCGGCGCUGCAGGAACGUGGCCAAGCCUCCGCUGGAGCUGGAGCAGACCUGCGGCCAGACCCCCUGCCCCGAGCCGCCCCGCCUCUUCAGCCCGCUCCUCUUCGGCUGGUACUCGUCGCCGUGGCAACAGUGCUCCGUGUCCUGCGGCGGCGGCGUCCAGACCCGGUCCAUCCAGUGUCUCCGCCAGGGUCGACCCGCCUCCGGCUGCCUGCUCCACCAGAGGCCCGUCUCCUCGCGGGCCUGCAACACUCACUUCUGCUCCGCUGCGCCCCCUGCUGGCCCGGCCAGCAACCGGGUCAGCGGCGCCGCUGAGAUCACCAGAGGCGAGCUCUGCCUGGACCUGUUCAGCUGGUGCCACCUGGUGCCUCAGCACGGCGUCUGCAGCCACCAGUUCUAUGGUCAGCAGUGCUGCCGCUCCUGCUCCGGCCGGAGGACCUGAACCGGGCCCCGCCGGACUCACCGGACUGUUGCUGGCAGCGCAUGUGGGCUGGGAGCAGGACCGCCGGAAGCGGGGGGCGGAGACUCCGGCGCCCCGUUUUCACACUUGUACAUUUACGAAGCGCUUUGGUUUUAUUUAUUCCGGCUGUUGCUGGACUUCUGCUGCCAGACCAGAACCAAGGGGCUCCAGCCACCCGAGACGCCAGACCGCUCCCCACCGUGCGUCAGUCAUGUGAUCUGACCUGACUCGUCCCUCUGUGUCGACCCGUCAGCUGCUGUCGCCACCGGAGCGAACAACAUUACGACCGCUGAGUAGAAGAACGGCUGAGUUGGCGUGCAGCUGGGUCCAGUUUGGAAUCAAACAGGAAGUGUUUUAUACAUCGAUCAGCUAAUUUAUCAAAAUAAAAGGUUCAAAACGGAAUGAGAACCAUUUGGUUUCUAUUGGACAGUUUGACUGAGGGUUGAUGGGGGCGGAGCUUGAUGAAGAUAUCAACAAAUAGAUCUUUUUUAAAAACAUAUUUGUGGCUUCCUCUCAUUUGUCUCUGAUUUUAUUUGUAACUUUUCUGUCUGCUAUUGUGGUUGGAUGAUGGAUGGAAGUCUGGGCCUCUGCGACCCCACCUGUGGACCUUCUCCAGAGGCGUGUGCUGGCUCCGCCCCGGGGCCUCCUCCCUGAUGGACACCUCCCUAGUCCUGGAGACAUCUCCUCCGUCUCCUGGAGGAGCAGAGGUUCUCCUCCGAGUCUCUCCCGGACGACUGAGCUGGAGCGCUCGUGUCCAUUGUUCUUCAGGCCACUCCCAAGCUUCGCCUUCUGGCUCAGCUCUUCUCGUGACCGUGAGUGAAGAAACGUGCUGAACAGGUGU